AUGUUGACCGAGUGCUCACAUCAUGUGAAGACCGUGAGUUCCAAACGAUUCAUGUAUUCGUAUCCCAGAGCAGUUGACUACCACUACGUCGACGACUACGUGGAUGAGAGCGAAGCUAUUGGAGUAGCUACCACAGUAAAGGAGAUACACGCACAAGGCGAGUUUGAGCUGUGCAAGUUUUCGUCGAGUUCCCCUCCUGUGAAGAGGAUGCUCGGACCAAGUGAACACGCCCAGAGUAUUGGAUGGGGUGAAGCCGAGCAGAAGAUUUUGGGAAUGAGGUGGAAGCCAGCCAUAGACGACUUCAGAUUUCGAGUGCAGUACCAUAAAGUGGCACCCAUUGUACAGGAUGGGACUAGGGUUCUCACAAAGCGGGAAUUCCUGAGCAUAGUUAUUUCAACGUUCGAUCCCUUUGGAUUUCUUUGUUGUCUGAUGGUAACAGCGAAGCUAUUAUUUGGAUUGGCGUAA
Messenger RNA from Drosophila biarmipes, 465 nucleotides. RefSeq lists its product as uncharacterized. The record is from RefSeq and is a predicted model, not a curated record. The coding region runs from base 1 to 465 and encodes 154 amino acids. NCBI's taxonomy places the organism in Eukaryota, Metazoa, Arthropoda, Insecta, Diptera, Drosophilidae. The transcript has a single exon.